AUGUCCGACCAACAUUCAUUCAGGUCCCUCCUCUUUCAUCUUUCUGAUGUUACCGUCAAAGCUCCAAUCUCAGACACCUCUUUCUGGUCCAUUUAUUGGUCGUCCCCAACUUCGGCCAAUCAAAUUUUCUCGGCUUUAACACCACAUGAAAUUAGAUAUCUUCGUGAUUCGAAUCUUCACAACUAUACGAGCUUCCUACAUGCUGUCGCUUCUCAUUUCGUUCAUUUGGCAUCAUCUUCAAAGUCUCCACUGGCCACUUUCCCUACUAGACAUCUCCUUAACUCUGCCAGAAUCCUCACAAAGUUCCUUCCCUACCUCUAUGAAAUAGACACCCUUGCACCACUUGAGAAAAAUCUUUUUUGGUCUCUUAACUAUGCACCUAACGACGAUCCUGGCUCUUCUACAACCGAUGCUACCGUUGGUUCUGCUUCUUCCCACUUCUCCUCAUCGAACGAUAUCUCUUCUCAUGACUCCACAAAUGUUCUCGUUGAUUUUAACAAAAAUUCGGCCGAUUCUGGAGAUUCCACAAAUGUCCGUUUUGAUGACCAAUCAGAUUCCUUUAUUUUACCUUUAGGUGCUCAAUUGGUCAAUUCUAUCACCAAACUUCUAUUUGUCUCUACAUUUACCACUCCUUCUCCUGCCGGCAACCCCCAGCAAUAUAUGAAUAUGCAGGAUUUCACUCUCUGGGAGGCAGGAGUGGGCGGUAAAAACGACGGUCGCGUGUUAGAUGAUCGUGUGAUAUUUGAUCACGUGUUUGUUGAUCUUGACUCUCAUCGUUUGGAGUUAUUACGACUUCUUCUUUGUCUAUGUUCUCAAUGCCUUUAUUUACAGGUACCCACAGUGGUUCCACAAGGCUCUAGAUAUUUAACAUGGCUUGUUUCAUGCACAGAUAAGCUUACCCUGUUAUCAUUACUCUCUUCAUUAAUUAAUGUCACGUGCCGAUCGACACGUGAGAAUGUUUCAUCUCUGACCUCGAACGAAAAUGGUUUAAGCUUGGAAGUGCCACUUUACAAGGAUUUGAGGACUUUGUACGUGACACAUUGCAUCCAGUUGCUUACAUUGAUGCUGGUAUAUCCGAUCCCACGUGACGAUGUCGUUUUUUUAAAGAGAUAUAUGGACCAAUCAAUGUCUGACAAACCUAUAAACCUAGCCAGAUACUAUUGUGGACGACUCUAUAAGCCUACAGAGAUAUCUGUGCUCAAAAGAGGACUUGUUGAUUGUAUACUGAGACCCGUUGAUGGUGGUAGUACGGCCACAACGUCGUUUUCAAACUGGAUGAAGACCAAAUUGAUCUCAAAUGACCCUUUGAUAUGGUCCAGUGAACUUCUCAUGCUUUUCUGGGAGUUCUAUCAGGUCAAUAAAAAGUUCCGGUCCGUUGUUACUUGUAAAUAUGGACCUAAGCUUCUUAUGGCUCUUCUCUAUAACGUUUGGACCAAUAAAAUGGUGGAUAAGCAGCGAAAUACCGUUAGAUUGUCUCUCUAUUUGAUUCUUUUCCUCAUGUCUGAUCCUCAGAUGUCUUGUCAGUUACUUAUGCCAAUUGAUAAGAAGUUCUACAGCGAAAUGCCUCAAAAUUACAGACUUUCCGUCGCCCCAACUACCUAUAGAGACUUUUUGGUUAGUCAAUUGUGUAAUAUCACCUGUUCUGAGUGUCCUACCAGUCUCUAUCCGAUUCUUGUACAGUUGGUGUAUAACUUGGUUCCGUUGGCGGCUUUAUAUAUUGAUAAAGAAGCUGCACCAACGGAAAAUAGGCGUCUUUCACAGCGUGAUUUGGUCUCAGGACUCACUCCACCUCGUGAACUCUCUUAUGCUGCAUCCUCUAGUCUUGUACAACUCGUUAAUAAGUUGUCUGGUGUUGGUUUCUUGUCUGCCAAUCCGAUUCAUCCUGAUUUGUUGGCUUUAGUGAUCAGAUCUAUCUGUCAUUCCUUUUGUAGAGUUCCUCAGCAUAGUACAUUACUUUUAUAUGUGAUCACCAAGAGUCGUGGGGUGUUUAAUAACGUUUCUACUGGCAUCUGUGAGUUGUCUGAUCGUCGGCAGCAGCAGCAGCAGCAGAAGCAGCAGCCACCACAACAACAACCCGCAACACAACAGCCACCACAGCCACAAUCUGGUAUAAACAUCUCCGAUAUUGACUCUAGGACAUCCGCUAAUCACUCUAGAGACAGCUUUUCUUCUCCAGUUCCUCCUCCUUUUAAUAGACGAGAAUCUGAGCUAUCUACCGUAUCGUCGCAGUACUCACAGUCGGCAGAUGAGCUUAUUGAAAGUCUUACAUUGGCAGAAAGUCGUGGAAGUGAGUGUAAUGAGGAUCUGGUAUCGAGCGUUCGAGUCCCAAGCGCCCCAGGAGCUACAGAAACUUCGGAAUCGCCUGAAACACCUGAAUAUCCAUCUUCAGAACACGUAAAUUCGCCUGAAAUCGACCCCUUGGACGAAGAUCUACUCAAAUCCCGACUUCCAGUGGGUAUGUCAGAACAUGCCAAGAGUAAACAGCCUCUUUUUGCAUCGUUGGAAUCGACAUGGUCAGGAAAACAGGCACUCAAAACGAUUCUACAAGUGACAGAAUAUAUAUGCGAUCACGUGACCAUCAAUCCUAGUGUUUAUGAUACAUCAGGAAUCGUCAAUCGUAUUGCAGCACUUGAAAUUGAUAAGUUUAUUGCUCAGCAGCACGUGAUCGACGAGUACGACCCUGAAAAAACGUCUUUUGACCCGCUACGAUUUUCCUGGUCACCUCUUUCGCUAGGGUGGUAUGAAGCGGUUCUCUGGGCUUCCAUAUACUCUAAUUAUAAUGUCGUAGGAGGUAAGAAGCUACUAACGGAGAUUUCUACGUCUAUCAAGCGCAUUGGCUGGGGGCUCUGGGGCAACAAUUCAACUGACGAUUCAAUGAGUUCUUCCUCAUCUUCUGAUGGAAGUUCGUCCCUUUCGUCUUCUAGACUGGACGAUUCACAGCUCAGAUCUGUGGCUCAGUCAUCUAUGACCCAUUCGGGUAUUUGGAGUGGUACAUUUAUUCAUCUCUUCCAUGUUAAAAUACCUGUAUCUACUGCUCAGAGGGCCAGUCAGACAUCUGUCGACGCAAUUAGUGAUGGUAUUAAUGCCGGAGUAGGAUAUAGAAGGCACUUUUGA
Molecule: messenger RNA, 3114 nt
Organism: Brettanomyces nanus
Lineage: Eukaryota; Fungi; Ascomycota; Pichiomycetes; Pichiales; Pichiaceae
Exons: 1
Coding region: 1-3114 (1037 amino acids)
Cellular component (GO): Golgi medial cisterna; membrane; Golgi trans cisterna
Source: RefSeq, a predicted model, not a curated record